Rhopalosiphum maidis (corn leaf aphid) is the source of this 4422-nucleotide messenger RNA. RefSeq names its product cation-independent mannose-6-phosphate receptor-like. Gene Ontology annotation, molecular function: D-mannose binding; signaling receptor activity. The transcript is spliced from 23 exons. The record is from RefSeq and is a predicted model, not a curated record. NCBI's taxonomy places the organism in Eukaryota, Metazoa, Arthropoda, Insecta, Hemiptera, Aphididae. The coding region runs from base 405 to 4367 and encodes 1320 amino acids. Gene Ontology annotation, biological process: lysosomal transport.
CCGUCUAAACGUUAUGAUCAUACUAGACGUACCAUGUUGUUUAUACCGUGCCGUAGGUAGUUUACAAGUUAGUAACUACUAUAUAGUUGGGUGAUCGCGGGUCUGGCACUCUGGCACAGUUGGCGAUUCACCCCACUCACCAUUGACAGUCUGGCCCUGGCUCUCGGCAGACAACAGUAAACAUUGUUGUUUGUCAUCGCUUUGUGCCUUGCGGUUUUAGUGAUAUUACCAAUAAGAUUAGUGUAAUUCCGCGUGCUUUCUGUGUAAGAAGUAGAAUCCUAUACUGCUAUAGUACGUUUUUGUUAAUUUAUCGUUAUAAACGUGCAGUUUACUUGUUUGUCGCUCCUAAGAAAAUACAUUUUAAUAUAAUUGAAGCUUCUACUAAGGAAUAAGGACUAAGUGCCAUGAUGUUAUAUAAAUUGUUACUAAUAUUUGCUGCCUAUGCCACAGUCAUACAUUGUGAUGAUUGUGUUUUCAAUCUGAAACACAAAGAAAAACAUCUUCAAUUUGAUUUGACUCGUUUCGAAGACCUUCAAAAAGUGAAUUUUACCAAUUCUAAUGAUAUGUAUUUAAAUAUAAAGUUAUGUAAAAGCAAUAAACAUAUAUCGACUUGUGAUGGAAUUAAGUCCAAAAUAUGUUUAAUUAAAAACAAAAAAUAUUUCACAGAAUCAGAUAUUGGAUCCAAAAUUAAAGAAGUGAAAUUAGAUUUUAAAGAUCAACUUAUUUUAUCUUUGGAAGGAAAUACUAUUUGUGAAAAAAAUCAAAAAUAUUCUACAGAUCUAACUUUUGUUUGCAAUAAAAAUAUGAUUGGUAAUAAAGCGGAUUAUAAGCUGAAUGUAAAUCAUUGCAAGUAUAUUAUAGAAUUGACUUCUGCAGUUGGUUGCCCAAUAGAUGAUUUAGAUAUACGAAAUGUUUGCAACGUUUCAAUACCUCAUAUUAAUUUUGUAUUUAAUUUGAAUCUCUUACGCCGUUUAACCAAUAACUAUUUGGUAGAAAACCAAAGUCGUAAAUUUGAGCUCAAUAUCUGUGGCCGUCUAACUGACAACAACAAAUGUGGUGGUAAUAUCACUACAAUAUGUGAUAUAACUGAUAUCAGAAAUCCUAAAGUGUAUGCUGUAGGAAAAUAUGCAAAUGACAAACUUCUUUAUGAUACAAAUAGUAAAAGCUUAAAAUUGAUUCAACACGAAAGAGCUUCUAAAAAAAAAAAAGGUAGAAGAAUUGAAUUAAUUUUUAAAUGUGAUGAAAAUAUCAUUCCUGAAAAUACAAAACCAACAUUUUUAAAUGAAGAAAAUUAUCAUGAUAAAAAAAUUUCUCCAAAUAUUGCAUAUUUUGAAGUUGCUACAUCUGCUGUUUGUAUACCAAGAAUGGUAUCAUGUGAAGUAAUUACUAAUUAUACGGCUCGUUUCAAUUUAAAACCUUUACACAAACGAGUAGACAAUUGGAGAAUUCUUAAUGAAAACAAUGGUGGAAUUUUUUACUUAAAUAUUUGUGGAUAUUUAAAUGAAUAUGAUAGACAAAUUCCAACUUCAUGUAAAGUUGGAGGUAAAACUUCGGCUUGUUAUGUGGAUAGUUCAGGUAAAGGAAUUUCCAUUGGGUCAACUCAAAUUGGUCCAUACUAUAACGGAAAUUCAAUAAUAAUAAAUUACACAGAUGGAGAUAAUUGUAGUAAUUUUUUGAAGUGGUCAACAGUUAUUAAUUUAACAUGUUCUGGUGAGUCAAAACUCAUACAUGAAUCAACAAAUUUCACUUUGUGUAUCCAUGUAUUUAAUUGGAAAACCCCUAAAGCGUGUGAAAUAUUGUUUGAGAGAAAAGAUCAGUGCAUGGUUACACAUCCAUGGUAUUCUCAUAUUGUGUACAAUGUUAGCAAUUUGAAAAAUCAGAUUUUUAAAAAAGAAAUAGAAGAUAACGCAUCAUUUCGGUUUAGUAUUUGUAGUCCAUUGCAAGAACCAUGUAAUGGUAUUUUAGAUUCAGCUGCUUGUUGGUCAAUGGACGGAACUGAAAUGAACAUAGGACUAUUUACUGAACAAAUAGUGUUUGAUAAUGGUUCCAUCUAUAUAUCCAUGCAUGGAGAAAAAUGUGUUAAUAACGAGCAGGGACCUAAUAGUUAUACUAUUAUUAGAUUUGUAUGUGAUUACUUGGAUUCAAAAUGGAUUGAUUUCAAAAAAGACUUUGAUGAAUGCACUUUUGAAUUCACUAUAUAUACAAAACAUGCUUGUACACAACCGUUAAAAAUUGACUGCACUGUUGAUGAUAAAUUGGGAAAUGUUUUUGAUCUCAGUAAAUUAACUAAAUUUAGUAGUAACUAUGAAAUUACCACUAGCCAAAAGACAACAAUUAUUUUAAAUGUUUGUCAUUCUGUUAUUAAUAAUGAUAUUAAUGCUGUAAAUUGUCAAUUCAAUAGUGGUGUUUGUUUAGUUGACCAUAAUAAUUUAUUAUAUUCUAACCGAUACAAAAAUCUUGGUGAUGUGAAGCAGAGCCCUUAUAAAAUAGGAAAUAAAAUUAUAUUAGAAAUGAUCAAUGGUUUUUAUAAUGGCCACAAAGUUUCUUCAGUUAUUGAAUUUAUAUGUUCAAAUCAAAAUAAUGGUCCAAUAUUAACUGUUGAAGAGAAUUAUAAGUAUAUAUUCCAAUGGUUUACACCACUGGUAUGCUCUAAUCAUCAACAUAUAAAAAAAAGAGAAAUAAUAAAAAAUGAUAGUACAUUAAAAUCAACUAUAACAAUUAAAGGAUUAAGCUAUACCACAUAUAUUUGUCCCAAAAAUAAGAAUGAUGUCAAUUGUAAUUCAGAAAUUAGUUUGAAUAAUGAAUUUCCACAUGGACGAAAUAUAAUUUUGUUUGUUAACGAACAAAAAAAUGUAUAUACUUUGCACAACAACUUGUAUUUUAAUCAUAACAGUAACAUAACUUGUGAUGAAGAUAUAAAUACAACAGUACUAAUAAGGUUUAUGUUUUAUUGUGGGUAUGAGUUACAAUUACCAACAAUUCAAAAACAUCAUUGUACAACUACUGUCCUCAGUAUUAAUCCAGAAAUGUGUGAUGAAAAAUUGGAAUGCAAUGUGAGUUUGUAUGAUUUAACACCAAUAAAAGGAACUCAUAUAGUUAAUAUUAAUGGAAUAAAGUAUUUUAUAAACAUAUGUAUUCCUGGAGCAAAAGGUAUUGGAGGAAUAAUGCAAGUCAACAAUAUAAGUUAUAAUAUUGGUUAUCAAGUAACACCAAUAAAAAGUUAUGUGCAGGAUAUCAUUGAAAUAGAUUUUAAAAAUGGUGAUAAAUGUUUAGAUUCAACUUCAAAAUUAUCUAAAACACGUCAAUAUUCUACAAAAAUUACAUUACUGUGUGAUAUUACUGAAGCUGAAGGAAAACCAAUUUUAAAGGUCUCUGAUAACAAUUGCACAUUACAAUUUGAAUGGAAAACUAGUUUUGUAUGCAGCAGAAAAUUGAUGGUUGAAUUUGAUAAGGAUAUGUGUGCAGCAACGAUUAAAAGACCUAGUCAAAAUGUUAAAAACAAUACAAUCAUAGAUUUUAAUAAUAUUUUAAUUAUUAAUAAUUUAACUGAUUAUUCAACUAAGACAAAUUACCAAGUAAAUUUUUGCAAUGGAACUGUCAAUUUAAAUGGAACAACAUUUUAUGGAAAUAUGAAUCUUGAGUAUGAUAUAUCUAAGAAACAAUUACUUGCUAAUUUUCAAAAUAAAAAUGAUAAACAUUUAAAAAAUGUGGACAUUAUUGUUGCAUGUUCCAAAUCAACAGAAGACUUAUCAAAAUUUAAUGUCAUAGCAACAGAUAAUGGAGUAAGAAUUGGUACAUAUUCAAAAGGUAUAUGUUGUAUGGAUUUCAAUGAUCACACAAAUGAAGAAAUAUGUAAAACAUAUCAUUUAAUUCCAAUAUCAACUACAACUACUGUUGAAAACCAGCUGUCUGUGUACUCACCAUACUCAGAAAAUAACAAAUCAAUUGAAUCUAGUUUAAAAUUUAAUUUAGAAAUUACUAAAAAAGAAGAACUAAUCUUAUCAACUACAGAACAAAUUGAUGAAUCUAUGACACUUAUUGCAACAGAAUUGAAACACAUUGAACACUCCUCACCACAGAUCCAUAGUAAUAUUAACAUUGAUGAUUUUUUAAGGAAAAAUAAUUGUUUAAUAACAAAUAAUUUAAGUAAAUAUGUGACUUCUGAUGAUUGUAUAGGUAUACCAACUAUAAAAAAAGAAGUUGUGUCUGGUUCUUCAUUUUAUAUAGAAAUAGUAUUAAUGAUUCUAGUAAUUAUACUAUUAACAUGGAUUUACCGUUGGAAGUUAUUGAAGAAAAUCCUAAAGAUGUAUUACACUCUGCCUUUUGCCAGACAGAGACAAGGAAGAUAUAAUCAUAAUUUACUGUAAAUAUAUUAGUUUUAAUUUCUAAAUGUAUUGUAUUGUUAAAAAAAAAUGUUCAAAU